Aspergillus puulaauensis is the source of this 741-nucleotide messenger RNA. Its product is annotated as uracil phosphoribosyltransferase. NCBI's taxonomy places the organism in Eukaryota, Fungi, Ascomycota, Eurotiomycetes, Eurotiales, Aspergillaceae. Bases 1 to 741 code for a protein of 246 amino acids. The record is from RefSeq and is a predicted model, not a curated record. The transcript has 4 exons.
AUGAGCGGAACAACAGAACCUAUUCCUUCACCGGCUCAAGGCGUUGGCCCAGUUUACCGAUCGGAUAGGGAAAAGCCCACAGCAACAGUGUCCAAGAGCAUAUCUUACGAGAACGUCCAUGUCCUUCCUCAGACUCCUCAACUGAUAGCACUAUUGACCAUGAUUAGAGAUCAGAAUACCGGUCGCGCUGAUUUCAUCUUCUACUCGAACCGAAUAAUCCGCCUCCUGGUAGAAGAAGGACUCAACCAUCUCCCAGUUGUCGAGCAAUCUGUCACUACCCCCGUCGGUCGCUCUUAUCUGGGCGUUAAGUUCGAGGGUAAAAUCUGUGGUGUUUCAAUCAUGCGAGCUGGAGAGGCCAUGGAGCAGGGGCUGAGAGAUUGCUGUCGUUCCGUGCGAAUAGGCAAGAUUCUCAUACAACGAGAUGAAGAAACAUGCAUGCCGAAGCUUUUCUAUGAAAAGCUACCCACUGAUAUCUCCAAUCGAUGGGUCCUUUUACUUGAUCCAAUGUUUGCAACUGGGGGAUCCGCAACACUCGCUGUCGAAAUAUUAAAGGCUAAGGGUGUUCCCGAAGAGCGCAUUCUUUUCCUUAACCUUAUCGCGAGCCCCUCGGGUGUUGCAGAUUUCGCCGAACGCUUUCCUAGGCUACGAGUUGUGACAGCCUUUAUCGACCAAGGUCUGGAUGAAAAGAAGUAUAUAAUUCCCGGUCUCGGUGAUUUCGGUGACCGCUAUUAUACCCUAUAA